UGGAAGUUGAGACAACUUCAAAAUCUGUAAAAACAUUGCGUCCCGGGCAGUUACUCCUGUCAUUUCUGCCGGUAGAAGUUUUGGGUCGGUGUUUUCAAAAUAAUCGAAAUGGCGAAUAUGACAGAUAUAGAUGCUGUGUGGGAGAGAACCUGUAAAGUGUUCCCUAUUCUGAAGAAAACGCUUUCGGAAACCUCCGUGGGCAACGAGGAUAUCGAGCACGUCAUACGGGAACUCUCUGCUCUGGGUUUAUGCGAAUCGGUCUAUGAGUCUGCUUUCAUUGAAUUUGACUUCAUUCUUCGCCAGCAGAUCGUCCCGAGGUUUUGGAAACAUUUCGAAAGUGUUCCCGAUCCGGAUACGGGCUUCUAUAAUUUCCAGUUGGCUGUGCACGAGUUGUAUAGUGAUUUUUCCAGGGCUCAGGAGGUUUUGCGGCGGCUAACACUCUUCCGGCAAGUUUGCCGUCUCAAAAAUCAGGAGAAAGUGGCGAAAAGCGAAGAAGCCACGUUCGAUGAGCUUUUCAGGAGUGUCCUGCUGUCCCAGCUAGCAGCUAAUUUUAAUGACAUCGUUUAUGCGUUCUACAAGGUUUCGUUCAGGAUAUUCGCAAAUAGUUACGAUAAUAAUGAUCAGGACGAGUUUGCCGAAGACAUGAUUGAAUUGAAUUGCAAUGGUUGCGGCAAAGAGACCGAGCGAUGUCGGUGUCAGGAGCUCGUAUGCGCUUUUAACACGACAAACAAACAUUUGUACAAAAUGCAUCUUCUAGACAAGUUAGCGGGCUACACACUAACUAAUCUAAUCCAAGAGAGAAUUACGGCACAUGUGGAGGAAACGUGUAAAGGUGUUUUUGAUGCAUCCCACAUAAAAAAUUUGCAAAAGUGGUUAGAUACAAUUGUCAUAAAUUGGCUUACAAGAAUAUUUAACCGAGGCUCAUCGAAGAUCAGUGAAGGAGAUGGUUAUACACAUAACGUCAUAGAAAAUUUUCGAAUAAAAUUAAGCUACUUUUUGUACGAAACCUAUGCAAAACUGAUUAUCGACCAAUUUUUCAAUAUUAUAAUUGAUUUUCCUGAUUCACAGUUGGCUAUCGACGAUCUAAAAGUCUGUUUGGAAAAAAUCGAUCUUAGAAAACAUCUGAUCAAAACCUUGAAGCAAUCCUUGGAAGCCCGCCUGCUGCACCCUGGAGUAAAUACUAUGGAUAUUUUAACAGGCUAUGUGGCUGCGAUUAAAGCUAUAAGACAUUUGGAUCCGAGCGGUGUCUUAUUGGAGACGACAACAGAACCAAUCAAAGAAUACCUUCGAAAGCGCAGUGACACCGUGCGAUGUGUUAUAACCGGACUAACUGAGGAAGGUCCAACUGAUUUAGCAGAGGAACUAGCUAAAAGCGAGACAUUGAAAGAGAACGUGGACGUGAAAGGCAAGGACGAAAUGUUGAAUUGGGAGGUAUGGAAUCCGGACCCAAUUGACGCCAGUCCAGUUCCUAGACCCAAACGAACGAGCCGUUCUGCAGAUAUAAUUUCAAUGGUUGUAGAUAUUUACGGUAGCAAAGAGCUUUUUGUCAAUGAGUAUCGAAAUCUGCUGGCAGAUCGGCUCUUAGUGCAGCUUGACUUUAAUCCCGAAAAGGAAAUACGUAACCUUGAACUACUGAAACUCCGUUUUGGAGAUUCCCUACUGCAUAGCUGCGAAGUAAUGCUUAAGGACAUUAGCGACUCGAAACGUAUCAACUCACAUAUUCAGAGUGACCUAAACUAUAGUAAUGGCAAAGCUUUUCCAAUAUCAUCUCUUAUACUAUCCUCACAAUUCUGGCCGGCAUUCAAUAAGGAGACACUAGAAUUGCCUGAUGAAAUACAGGACGAGUUUAAGAAGUAUACCACAUCCUAUGAAGCUUAUAAAGGAAACAGAACAUUAGUUUGGCGACCAGUUACAGGGAGAGUCGUACUGGAGAUUGAAUUGGCUGGAAGAACUUUAGAAAUGACUGUUAAUCCGACGCAGGCGGCAAUAAUUCAUUAUUUUCAAGAGAGAAAUGAAUGGGCUUUAGAAGAACUCAGCGGGUUACUAAAGAUCCCACCGUCGAUUCUUCGCAAGCGGAUAAGUUUUUGGCAGACCCAAGGCUUAAUAAAAGAGCGUGAUACCGAUAUCUAUACGUUGAUUGACGAAAUGGAGCAAAGCCAAGUGGAUCCAUCACAAUCUCAAGAAAUUUGCGAAGAGGAUGAAUCGGAAAGCGCAAUGGCCUCAGCAAGUGAUCAACGAGAAGAAGAGUUACAGGUGUUCUGGUCGUACAUCGUGGGUAUGUUGACAAAUCUGGACUCCAUGCCGAUCGAAAGAAUUCAUCAGAUGUUGAAAAUGUUUGCGUCACACGGUUCUGGUGUCGAAUUUACUCAAGAGGAGCUGAAGAAUUUUCUUCAGCGUAAAGUUCGCGAAUACAAAUUAAUAUACAAUGGAGGAGUUUAUCAUCUGCCAAAAUAGGCAUCGAAUUUCUAUUUAUUGUUUAUUUUCAAUUUGUACAAAUACAUCCGUUGUAAUUAAAAAUAUUAUGUUUAGAA
Molecule: messenger RNA, 2531 nt
Organism: Hermetia illucens (black soldier fly)
Lineage: Eukaryota; Metazoa; Arthropoda; Insecta; Diptera; Stratiomyidae
Gene: morula
Product: anaphase-promoting complex subunit 2
Exons: 9
Coding region: 109-2454 (781 amino acids)
Biological process (GO): ubiquitin-dependent protein catabolic process
Cellular component (GO): anaphase-promoting complex
Molecular function (GO): ubiquitin protein ligase binding
Source: RefSeq, a predicted model, not a curated record